AUGUUCAGUUGGCUGGGAGUCGAUGACCGCAGGAAGAAGGAACCAGAGGUCUUCCAGACGGUCAGCGACGGUCUGAAAAAGCUCUACAAAACCAAAUUGCUACCACUGGAGGAGACCUAUAAGUUCCACGAGUUCCACUCACCGGCGCUUGAGGAUGCGGACUUUGACAACAAACCUAUGGUGCUACUGGUGGGACAGUACUCCACUGGCAAGACCAGCUUUAUACGUUACCUGUUGGAGCAAGACUUCCCGGGGAUGCGCAUCGGCCCCGAGCCCACUACAGAUUCCUUCAUAGCGGUGAUGCACGGUGAUACCGAGGGUUUGAUCCCCGGCAACGCGCUCGUGGUUGACCCCAAGAAGCCCUUCAGGAAGUUGAACGCCUUCGGGAACGCCUUCCUCAACAGAUUUGUGUGUGCCCAGCUGACUAACCCAGUUUUGGAGAGCAUCAGCGUGAUUGACACUCCGGGGAUCCUGUCAGGAGAGAAACAGAGAAUCAGUCGAGGCUACGACUUUGCGGCCGUCCUGGAAUGGUUCGCCGAGCGCGUGGACCGGAUCAUCCUGCUCUUCGACGCUCACAAACUGGACAUUUCCGACGAGUUUUCCGAGGUGAUAAAGGCGCUGAAAAACCACGAGGACAAGAUAAGGGUGGUGUUGAACAAGGCAGACCAGAUCGAGACCCAGCAACUGAUGCGAGUGUACGGAGCGCUCAUGUGGUCGCUCGGCAAAAUCGUCAACACGCCUGAGGUGAUUCGCGUCUACAUCGGGUCCUUUUGGUCGCACCCGCUGUUAAUUCCUGACAACAGGAAGCUUUUCGAGGCAGAGGAGCAAGAUCUGUUCAAGGACAUCCAGUCGUUGCCGCGGAACGCCGCGUUGAGGAAGCUUAACGAUCUCAUCAAGCGGGCGAGAUUGGCCAAGGUCCACGCGUACAUCAUCAGCGCCUUGAAGAAGGAAAUGCCGGCGGUGUUUGGCAGGGAGAAUAAGAAGAAGGAGCUUAUCGCUAGCUUGGGAGACAUCUACAAGCGCAUUGAGAGGGAACAUCAGAUAUCGCCUGGAGACUUUCCAAAUCUCAAGAGGAUGCAGGACCAACUCCAAGCUCAAGACCUGACCAAGUUCCAGCCGCUCAAAUCCAAGCUUUUAGAAGCGGUGGAUGACAUGCUAGCUCACGACAUCGCCGGUUUGAUGGUGCUGGUGCGCCAGGAGGAGACGCAGCGGCCCAACCCGUCGGUUAAGGGCGGCGCCUUCGACGGCACGCUGAACGGCCCCUUCGGCCACGGCUACGGCGAGGGCGCCGGCGAGGGCAUCGACGAGGCCGAGUGGGUGGUGGCGCGCGACAAGCCGGCUUACGACGAGAUCUUCUACACGCUGUCGCCCGUCAACGGCAAGGUGACGGGCGCCAACGCCAAGCGCGAGAUGGUCAAAUCCAAGCUGCCCAACACGGUGCUGGGAAAGAUCUGGAAGCUGGCCGACAUCGACAAGGACGGAAUGCUGGACGACGAGGAAUUUGCGCUGGCUAACCAUCUUAUUAAAGUCAAGCUGGAGGGACACGAGCUGCCCGCCGAGCUGCCGGCGCAUCUGCUGCCUCCUUCCAAGAGGAAAAUGGCCGAAUAG
This is a messenger RNA of Nerophis lumbriciformis (worm pipefish), 1608 nucleotides long. The record is from RefSeq and is a predicted model, not a curated record. Lineage: Eukaryota; Metazoa; Chordata; Actinopteri; Syngnathiformes; Syngnathidae.